Pneumocystis murina B123 is the source of this 978-nucleotide messenger RNA. RefSeq lists its product as hypothetical. The record is from RefSeq and is a predicted model, not a curated record. Gene Ontology annotation, cellular component: transcription export complex 2. The transcript is spliced from 7 exons. Gene Ontology annotation, biological process: poly(A)+ mRNA export from nucleus; transcription elongation by RNA polymerase II; post-transcriptional tethering of RNA polymerase II gene DNA at nuclear periphery. Lineage: Eukaryota; Fungi; Ascomycota; Pneumocystomycetes; Pneumocystales; Pneumocystaceae. Gene Ontology annotation, molecular function: double-stranded DNA binding; RNA binding. The coding region runs from base 184 to 978 and encodes 264 amino acids.
UGUCAUGGGAAGCUUGGGUUCUUCCAGUUCUUUUUGCAGUUUGUCGAGAUCUUGAGAUUUUAGCAUGCAAGGUAGUUUGCAGUAUAAAGUAUGAUUAGUGGAUUGUUUCACUGGUUUUAUUAGGCAGAUUCUUUAUUGAAAUUAAGGAAUGAAAAAGCGGAGAAAUCAGAAGAAGCAGCAAGAAUGAUUAAUAAGGCUUUUACUAUUUGUAUUACAGAUAGAGAAGCAAUUGAAAUAUCUCGGAAAUGGGGAACAUAUUAUAUUAUUGGAAUUCUUUUUAAAAUUUAUUUUAAGAUCAAUAAAUUUUCACUCUCAAAGAAUAUUUUGAGAGCUAUUGAAGUAUCAGAAAUGCCUCCUCUUGAGUGUUUUCCUAAGUCUCAUGUGGUUACAUAUAAAUAUUAUCUUGGUGUAUCUGCAUUUUUAAAUGAGGAAUAUGCAGUGGCAGAAGCGGAACUAAUGGCAUCAUUAGAACUUUGUGAAAGAAAGUCAGCUAAAAAUUUAAAGUUGAUACUUACUUAUCUUAUUCCAACUCUUCUAUUGACCUCGCAGAAAAUGCCAUCUAAAGCCUUAUUAUCAAAGUUUUUAUACUUAAAAGAUUUUUAUGAACCUUUUAUAGAGUAUAUUCGUAAAGGCAAUUUAAAAGGAUAUGAUCAAUUACUGAUAGAAAGAGAAAAAGAACUUAUGAAUAAAAGAAUAUAUUUAGCCAUUGAAAGGAUUCGUGAUAUGUGUAUGAGGAAUCUUUUUCGUCGUGUAUUUAUUUUGAAUCAAAGAUCUACAAAAAUACCAGUUAAUCAAUUUCAUAUUGCUUUAAAAUAUACUGGAUUGGAUAUCGAAAUUGCAGAAACAGAAUGUUUUUUGGCUAAUAUGAUAUAUAAAGGAUUUAUAAAAGGUUAUAUACAUCAAGAACGGCAAAUGAUUAUUUUAUCUAUUAAAGACCCUUUCCCCAAAACAGUAAAAUUAUCUAACUUGUUAAUUUGA